AGGAGGCGGAUAGAGUAAGGGGCAGGGCUGCUGCCGCCACCCCGACGAGGCGAGAUGGCGGCCGCCCAGGUGGUGGCGGACGCCGAGAUGGUCACGGAGAGCUCGGCGACCGGGGAGCCGGAGCGGUCCAGGCGGAAGACCGAGGCGGCGGCUGCGGAGCUUGAGGAAGUGGAAGACGACUCUUUUCCGGAGGACUACGGGAUGAUGCGCCUCGACUCGCCCACCUACGUCCUGUACAGGGACAGACCAGAAUGGGCUGAUAUAGAGCCGGUGCCUCAGAAUGAUGGGCCAAAUCCAGUGGUCCAGAUAAUUUAUAGCGAAAAAUUUAGAGAUGUUUAUGAUUAUUUCCGGGCUGUUCUGCAACGUGAUGAAAGAAGUGAACGGGCUUUUAAAUUAACCGGAGAUGCUAUUGAGCUAAAUGCAGCUAAUUAUACUGUGUGGCAUUUUCGGAGAGUUCUCUUAAGGUCUCUACAAAAGGAUUUAAGUGAGGAAAUGAACUAUAUUACUGCAAUAAUUGAGGAACAGCCCAAAAACUACCAAGUCUGGCACCACAGGCGAGUAUUGGUGGAGUGGCUGAAAGAUCCGUCUCAGGAGCUUGAUUUUAUUGCUGACAUUCUUAACCAGGAUGCAAAGAACUACCAUGCCUGGCAACAUCGACAAUGGGUCAUUCAGGAGUUCAAGCUUUGGGAUAAUGAACUGCAAUAUGUAGACCAGCUUCUCAAAGAAGAUGUGAGAAAUAACUCUGUCUGGAACCAAAGACACUUUGUAAUUUCUAACACUUCAGGCUACAAUGAUCCUGCUAUCCUGGAGAGAGAAGUCCAGUACACUCUAGAAAUGAUAAGAACAGCACCACAUAAUGAAAGUGCAUGGAACUAUUUAAAGGGGAUUUUGCAAGAUCGUGGCCUUUCCAGGUAUCCCAAUCUGUUAGAGCAAUUGUUAGAUUUACAGCCCAGUCACAGUUCUCCCUACCUGAUUGCCUUCCUUGUGGAUAUAUAUGAAGAUAUGCUGGAAAACCAAUGUGACAACAAGGAAGAUACACUUAAUAAAGCGUUAGAGUUAUGUGAAAUUCUAGCUAAAGAAAAAGACACUAUAAGAAAGGAAUAUUGGAGAUAUAUUGGAAGAUCCCUUCAAAACAAACACAGCACAGAAGGAAGUUUGCCAACAGAUAAGCAGCAAUAACAGCAUUCAGAAGACACUAAUGGAAUAGUUUUAUUUUUAAAAGAAACUUGGAACAAGGAAGUGUGACAUGGCUUAAAACCAGAGGGAUUAUUUCCUUCUACCUGUGUGGGUGUGUGACAACAAGUGCAUUGCACAGGUAUUGCUUCCUAACAAGCACUAAGCAUAAUAAGUACUCUUUGGGCACUUCUGCUAUUCAGACUAACUCUAGAAGUAUUAAUUUGGCUGUCUUUUUAAAGUAAAAUCCUUAAAAUAACAAACCCCAAAUGAAUUGUUGAAUAAUAAAUAAUUCCAUGUUUGUUUAUUUUUUAAAGGCCCUAAACAGUCUGUUCUUUUCACCUAUUUCUUACCAUUCAGCUCCUUCCUAAAUAGUAUAUAUGAGUUCAGAUUUGCAGCGGUAACAAUUGCAGAUAACUUGUAUGUUAUGGAGGUAACAUAGGCUAUAAACAAGGAAUACAAUUGCUGCAAUGCAUUAGAGCUAUUAUAGAAGCUGCACUGGUAAUAUCUUGCUAUCGCUUUAACUGACUAAAUGACAAAAUGAUUUUGUAAUAAAACUGUAGAUACACCUAAAACAGUA
This is a messenger RNA of Trichosurus vulpecula (common brushtail), 1753 nucleotides long. RefSeq names its product farnesyltransferase, CAAX box, alpha (gene FNTA). Gene Ontology annotation, biological process: protein geranylgeranylation; protein farnesylation. The coding region runs from base 55 to 1179 and encodes 374 amino acids. The record is from RefSeq and is a predicted model, not a curated record. Gene Ontology annotation, cellular component: cytoplasm; protein farnesyltransferase complex; CAAX-protein geranylgeranyltransferase complex. NCBI's taxonomy places the organism in Eukaryota, Metazoa, Chordata, Mammalia, Diprotodontia, Phalangeridae. The transcript has 9 exons. Gene Ontology annotation, molecular function: CAAX-protein geranylgeranyltransferase activity; protein farnesyltransferase activity.